Messenger RNA from Nematostella vectensis (starlet sea anemone), 10361 nucleotides. RefSeq names its product adenylate cyclase type 3. The coding region runs from base 4136 to 7528 and encodes 1130 amino acids. The transcript is spliced from 23 exons. Gene Ontology annotation, cellular component: plasma membrane. Lineage: Eukaryota; Metazoa; Cnidaria; Anthozoa; Actiniaria; Edwardsiidae. The record is from RefSeq and is a predicted model, not a curated record. Gene Ontology annotation, biological process: intracellular signal transduction; cAMP biosynthetic process; adenylate cyclase-activating G protein-coupled receptor signaling pathway. Gene Ontology annotation, molecular function: adenylate cyclase activity.
ACCACAUCUGUCACGUGUCUUACGAACUGCAAUUAGUCACCUGACUACAUCUGUCACGUGUCUUACGAACUGCAAUUAGUCACCUGACUACAUCUGUCACGUGUCUUACGAACUGCAAUUAGUCACCUGACCACAUCUGUCACGUGUCUUACGAACUGCAAUUAGUCACCUGACUACAUCUGUCACGUGUCUUACGAACUGCAAUUAGUCACCUGACUACAUCUGUACAUCUGUCACGUGUCUUACGAACUGCAAUUAGUCACCUGACCAUAUCUGUCACGUGUCUUACGAACUGUAAUUAGUCAUCUCACCACAUCAGUCACGUGUCUUACGAACUGCAAUUAGUCACCUGACCACAUCUGUCACGUGUCUUACGAACUGCAAUUAGUCACCUGACCACAUCUGUCACGUGUCUUACGAACUGCAAUUAGUCACCUGUCCACAUCUGUCACGUAUCUUACGAACUGCAAUUAGUCACCUGACUACAUCUGUCACGUGUCUUACGAACUGCAAUUAGUCACCUGUCCACAUCUGUCACGUAUCUUACGAACUGCAAUUAGUCACCUGACCACAUCUGUCACGUGUCUUACGAACUGCAAUUAGUCACCUGUCCACAUCUGUCACGUGUCUUACGAACUGCAAUUAGUCACCUGACCACAUCUGUCACGUGUCUUACGAACUGCAAUUAGUCACCUGUCCACAUCUGUCACGUAUCUUACGAACUGCAAUUAGUCACCUGACCACAUCUGUCACGUGUCUUACGAACUGCAAUUAGUCACCUGUCCACAUCUGUCACGUGUCUUACGAACUGCAAUUAGUCACCUGACUACAUCUGUCACGUGUCUUACGAACUGCAAUUAGUCACCUGACUACAUCUGUCACGUGUCUUACGAACUGCAAUUAGUCACCUGACUACAUCUGUCACGUGUCUUACGAACUGCAAUUAGUCACCUGACUACAUCUGUCACGUGUCUUACGAACUGCAAUUAGUCACCUGACUACAUCUGUACAUCUGUCACGUGUCUUACGAACUGCAAUUAGUCACCUGACCACAUCUGUCACGUGUCUUACGAACUGCAAUUAGUCACCUGACUACAUCUGUCACGUGUCUUACGAACUGCAAUUAGUCACCUGACUACAUCUGUACAUCUGUCACGUGUCUUACGAACUGCAAUUAGUCACCUGACCAUAUCUGUCACGUGUCUUACGAACUGUAAUUAGUCAUCUCACCACAUCUGUCAACGUGUCUUACCAACUGCAAUUUUUAUGCUCAAUACUAAAGUCGUACAGAUCAAAGCUAUAAUGAUAAUGAUAAUAAUGUAAUAGUACAGUGGAACCUCGAUUUAACGAUAUGGCAAGGGACAGAAAAUUUGAAAAAUCUCAUCAACAUAUAUCCCAUAUAUUUUACUGGUACCAGAAAUCAAUUUCGUCAUACCUAGAAUAUCGUUAUAUCGAGUGUCGCUAUACCGAGAGUAUCGUCAUAUCGAGUGUCGCUAUAUCGAGAGUAUCGUUAUAUCGAAUGUCGCUAUAUCGAGAGCAUCGUUAUAUCGAGUGUCGCUAUAUCGAGACUAUCGUCAUAUCGAGUGUCGCUAUAUCGAGACCAUCGUCAUAUCGAGUGUCGCUAUAUCGAGACUAUCGUUAUGUCGAGUGUCGCUAUACCGAGACUAUCGUUAUGUCGAGUGUCGCUAUGCCGAGAAUAUCGUUAUGUCGAGUGUCGCUAUACCGAGAGUAUCGUUGUAUCGAGGCUAUCAUUAUAUCGAGAAUAUCGUUAUAUCGAGUAUCACUAUGUCGAGAAUCCACUGUAAGUAAUUCGUUUCAAGUAAAUUUCCAGAGUAGAUAAAAAUAUAGCCUCCCUCGCAGGCGUUUUUAGGCAGGCAUCGUUGUGGAGGGGAGCGAGCGACGCCUGCCUAAAAACGCCUGCGAGGGAGGCUAAAAUAGUGCCACCCUGCGAAUGACAAAACGAUUUUGACUUAUUUGUUUACUCCGGCUGUAUUGCCUUAUGAUUUUACUUAUAAAAGUUUAUUUGUUUUUUACAGUUUCUUUUUUCUAUUUUUCUCAUUUUGCGUUUGUUUGUUUCCUUGUUCAUUUCUUUGUUUCUGGUGUCUCUGAGUGUCUCUUGAAUUUUCGUGUGGUCUUCGGUUCUGCGCACCUCCUUUACUAACGCGCACAAACCAGACCAGUAGAUGCUAUCUAUCAUCGAGACUGUCAUGUUGGCAAUUUGAAUUUAUAUCACUCGCCAAACAAACAGAACUCAGUAUUAUCGGUAGUAAUCGAUAUUAUUCGGAACAGACUUGGUAUAGUAUCGAAAGGAGCUCGGAAUUAAUCGGGAGUGAAUCGGCCUUAUUCAGAACAGACUCAGUGAUUAAUCGAACUUAGCUCGGAAUCAUUUGGAACAGACUCGUUUUUAUUUGGCAGUACUGGGUAUCAUUCGAAGUGCCUCGGUAGAAGUUGGGAGUGAAUCGGUAUUAUUCAGAUCAGAUUCAGUACUAAUCGAAAGUAACUCGUAAUAUAUUAUUUGGUUCGUAGUUGCUCGGGAUUACUCGGUGUUAACUCGUCAGGCCCAAGAGUGUCGGCCAGUCUGCGUUAAACGCGGCUUUCUUGUGACGCAGGAACUCUCGGAUGUGUCCAUAUAAGGAUAUAACAUUGAUUGAAAUGACGUCAUUGUGUGCAUCUUUUCGUGUGAAAUAUUACACUCCCAAACGGACCAGUACGCCCCCUUCCUCCUUCCCAACCGCACACUCAUCAACCGAGUCGUUCUCAGUUUUCUUUGUAUACAUGGUGUUUUUCAUACGAUACCGCCCACUCUUCGUGCCCUUGGCAUUUGUGCGAAAUUCCCUCCACUAAUAUUCCCUUCGCUAUGUAAAUAGCGUUAUAAGACUAAUGCCUACUUGAGCUCUCUGCCGUUCGUGACUCGAAUUUGCUGCUAACUGUUCUCAAAAUCAGGACGACAAAAAUGUCACCCGUUUGAGCCCAAUUAAACUCAAUUACUGCACCGGUAAAAAGCUAUCAGUGGGUUUAAUAACGAGUUAGUGCGAGAGCUAACUUAUCCCAGAAGGACGCGAACUAAUCUUCCGAAAUGAAUUACUGAACAAAGCAAGCAACUGGUCUCUUAACCGCAGAAAUGUACCUGCGCUGUAAAACAUUUCCCGGCACGCCACGCGUGCUGCCGUUGCCAUGGGGCACAGGUGGUGUUUUGGCGGGAGUUGUUUUGUCCUAGUUUUCCCGCUAGUGCUCUACCAAUUAGUUUGGCCUCGAUGGAAUUAAGUAUUAAAGUCCGAUUUGAUUAUUCUAUUGGUGGUCUAUUGUUAUUGGGGUAGGAUUUACUGUCAAUGAAUCCAACCAUUAUCGCCUUUUUACUCCGAUUUUUAUUGUUUUCCAUCAAAUGACAAUAAACAUUGAGUUUACUUAAAACGUUGAACGAGAGCUUUUGUUUCGUCCCUGUUCUGAUGUAUUCGUGGUUUGGUAUUAAACGAACAAAUUAAAACCAAAUAAGAAACAACCACGAAGAAUUCUUAUUGAAAACUUUUAAUUCCUCAAAACGUGGAACCGUGUCUUCUUUUUACUAUGCUUUUAAUUUUCGUAUUCUGUAAUAAAACUAUUUUGAGUGUUAUUAAAAUGAAGUUGUUUAGUUCGUAGACAUUCUUUUCACCUAGCAACGGAGUCAACAUUUCAACCUAUCUUAUAUUUGUCAAAUAGGCUACCAUUAUCCUAAUUUCACUUUUUGUUCUCUUUACUCCAUUCAAUUCAAAAUAAAAAAGAAACAAAUCCAGGCUCAUUUGAAUUGGCUUGUAAACUCUACUCCACUUUAAAUGUAAAGUGACUUGGACUUAGAAUAAUUUCCCCACAUUUAGGCUGAAUUUGUUCUCUUCGUUUUAUUAUAUUUAACUUUAUAGAAGACGGCUAUUAUAGCGCUAGCCAAUCAGGGAGCGACUUCACUUCUGUAGUGUUUUCAUGGUGUUUCUCAUUAGCAUAACACGGCAGAGAACAGUAAAAGAAAGAGGGAAUUUCUUCUAAUUCCGUGUUCGCUAUACAUCUCGCGCCAGAUGUAACGAUUUCGUGCAUAGUGUGACAUUUACAAUGCAAAAGUCAGUGCCGAAAAAGCGUCGGUUUGGCUACGGAUAGUAGAAGAGUAUAAAUGGGGAAAACCUCGGGAGAAUCGCGUAUUUCCCCCGGUUCAGUACGAUGGGCAGCCGACCUUGAGGACGUAGAACCGACAGGAGAAAAGCACGAAAAAACAAAAAACCCGAAAAUGGAUUCCGGGAAAGCGGGGAACAACAUGGAAAGCAAGAAAUUGGCAAUGAACGGCCGCACGAAAUCGGCCUCAAAAAUCAGUACAUCGAGUGUCAAAGUCGCAUUUUUCCGAGACCAGCAACAAAGCUGCGAUACGUCUAAUUCCGUAUGGACAAACGUGCGUCGUGCCUUACGCCUGCCUUCUUACAAAGUCGAGUUAUUUUCCAAGCCACUGGAAGAUAUAUACCACCAUUAUUACGAGCAACAGAAGCUCGAUCGCAUUUUGUACAUCAUCCUCUUGGUUUUGCUGGUCAAUGUGGCGUUAAUCGCUAUGUACGCCGCCGUGUUCAAAAAACCUAGUAGUUAUACUCAAGUCAGUCGACUCAUUGUCACUGGCGUUUACGGGGCCUUCUAUCUGCUCUUAGUCGUCCUUUAUGCCUCUAAGCUGUACCCGGCGCGACUGAUGAAGUGUUUACCGUACCUCGUAUGGCUCGGCAUCUUUUCUCAGCUACUAGUGGAUCAGGUCUUAGGGUACGACCCGCUAACUCCGAGUGACUCUGUGGGCAUGUUCGCCUUUUUCUCCUUCAUUAGUUAUGUUAUGCUGCCGGCUAGGCUGGCCCUCUGUGCUGUAUUCGCCAUCAUGAUCUCCAUUGCUCAUUUGGUCGUAGCGGGGACGCAAGCAAGAAUGAAUCUGAACUAUCUCGGCCAACAGCUUGUCGCCAACACCUUGGUGUUCGUGUGCGCAAAUAUUCUGGGCGCAAUCGAUUAUCACAUCGCAGACCGUAAGCAGAGACGAUCCGUCCUGGAGACGAGGGAGUCUCUAGAAGUGAAGCUUACAUUGGACGCGCAGAACCAGCAACAGAGGCGUUUGCUCCUGUCUGUUUUACCCAAACAUGUGGCCGAAGAGAUGACGAAGGAUUUCGAGGGAGAUGGAAACCCUGCUCUUACAGACAACGCCUUCAAGAAGCUUUUCAUCAGGACACACGAUACGUGCAGUAUAUUGUUUGCGGACAUUGUGGGCUUCACGGAGUUGUCAUCCAAGUGCACUGCGGAACAGCUGAUCGUUACUCUUAACGAACUCUUCGCCAAUUUUGACAAACUCGCCGCGAAAAAUCACUGUCUUCGAAUCAAAAUUCUUGGCGACUGUUACUACUGCAUCUCGGGUCUGGAUGACAGCUGUAACCACGCAUUAUGCGCUGUUAAUAUGGGUUUGGACAUGGUAGAGCAUAUUGCCCACGUGCGUGAGGAGAAAGGCGUCAAAUCUCUGAACAUGCGCGUGGGAAUCCACACCGGCAUGGUGCUGGCGGGGGUCCUGGGGCAAAGAAAGUGGCAAUUCGAGGCGUGGUCAAAUGACGUCACACUUGCCAAUCAUAUGGAGUCUGGAGGCAUUCCUGGUCGGGUGCACAUUUCUGAACCGACGCUGAACUCCAUCAAAGACUACUUCGAGGUGGAAGACGGUGACGGCGGGUCACGUGACGACUAUCUCGCGGAUAAGAAAAUCAAGACGUACCUGAUAACACAAGCGAAGCCAAUAUGGGACGGGGAGAAGGAGGACCUGGAUACACUUGUGUUACCACCGGAAACCUCACCCGAAAAGAGAAGGUCGUCUUCUCCACCAGAGGUGGCGAAUGAUAAAGACUCAAUUAUCGGUCGCGAUGGCAACAGACGCAGGACCUCGUCUUAUAUGGAGGAUUCCGAAAAAUCGGAUGCAUCAACGACGUCAAACGAGAAAAUGCUCAAUAAACUCCUCUGUGAAGUUCUCGAUGAACGAACAGUAGGAAAAAUUCAAGAAGACAUGAAUCCUGUCACGCUUAGAUUCAAGAACUAUGACGUCGAGUACCAGUACGCGCUUGAAAAGCAAGACAUGUGCUCCGAAGCUCUUUCCUGUCUAUGCAUCAUCAUGUUGUGCUGUUAUUUCGUAGAGCUCGCCAUUCUGCCGACGUCGUUACGAAGUCAUCUGGUAUUUGGUAUCGGGUUUUUAUUGAUGUUUGUCCCUACGGUCCUCACAUUUGCCGUCAAAUUUCCUCAGACAUGUGGGCCUGUGCUUUCCGUCUCGUACUUACUGGAAGGAAGCAAGCCAGCACGCACUCUCGUCGCUGCCCUAUGCGUCAUUGUACUCGCUGGAGCUGAGCUUAUAGACUUUUUGGAUUGCUCUUCAAGAGAUGUCUCAAGUGAUAUGAUUCGCACAUGGAUUAAUCAAUCUAAAUCACUGGAUCCCACUAGCGAGUAUUGUGAAUACCCACAGUACUUCUCGUACAACGGUAUCCUGAUUCUGGUUGGGAUCUCGGUCCUUGUCCAGCUAAGUCACGCGCUCAAGGUCAUGCUGAUGAUUGGUGUACUCAUAGCCUACUGGAUCAUCAACCUCGUUAGACAGGACAAGCUCUUCGUAAACUACGACAAAUAUGUUUAUUUUAACAGCGGGUCGACGUUUGUUCCAAAGAUGUACUUUUCAUCGGUUGUACUUGCUUUGACCUUCAUCAUCCUUGCCCUCCACGGGCGACAGGUUGAGCGUACUGCAAGACUGCUCUUCUUGUGGAAGAUGGAGGCGGAUGAAAAGAAAAAGGAGGUUGAAGAGUUAAGACGAAUAAACCAGAAAUUGUUAUACAAUAUUCUACCUGGUCAUGUGGCAGACCACUUUCUGCAACACCAGAAUAAGGAUGAGACGGAUUUAUACAGUCACUCGUACAAGCGGGUCAGCGUCAUGUUCGCCUCGAUCCCGAAUUUCUCUGAGUUUUACUCAGAAGACAACAUAAAUAAUGGAGGUGUAGAAUGUAUACGUCUUCUCAAUGAAGUCAUCACCGACUUUGACGAGGUGCUGGCUGACCCCCGGUUCUUGGGCGUCGAGAAGAUCAAGACGAUCAGCAGUACUUACAUGGCGGCUUCCGGUCUGAGACCCGAGUCCGAGGACGCAGAGGAAUCCCAAAACCUUGUGGACAUCGUCGACUUCGCGCUUACUUUGCGAGAUAAGCUGGACUUUAUCAAUCAGGAAUCCUUCAACCAAUUCGUUCUACGCGUCGGUAUUUGUCAAGGCCCUAUUGUAGCUGGAGUCAUCGGCGCGAAAAAGCCGCAUUAUGAUAUCUGGGGUAACACGGUGAAUGUAGCGAGUAGGAUGGAGACUACGGGCAAAGCGGGCUGUAUUCAGAUAACCGCGCAGACUUACGAGACAAUCAAGGAUAAAGACUUUGUGUUCGUGUACCGUGGUGCAGUGCGCGUGAAGGGCAAAGGUCAACUCAUCACCUACUACCUGACGGGAAGGAAAAACACGUCACAGGUCAAGCUACCGAACCAGAUAGUAUAGUGCGCAGUCCCUCGCAGCCGCCGAAUACAUAGGGAUUCCGCAACGGUGAAGAAUUAUGCAACAGGGUACCUUAGAGCAGUUGUAGCGGUAUCUCCAUUUUAUAUAAUAUCUACUGUCUCGGGAUACUUGUGCGACAGGGUACCCGCGGUUAUUUGCGUGCUGUUUAUCAUUAGCCCGCGAGAUAUGAGAUUCGUUACCAUGGUUGCGCUAUUGCAGGCCAUUUAUAUACAUAACCAUUUAUAUAUUGAUUUUCAGAAGACCGUGAAUUUAUUAUCGUUGUGUAAGUUUUCAUUUCGUUCCUAAGUUAGCGUUUAUAGCUUUGCUUUUCGUAAUUUCCGGUAUUGGCAGAGAAAAAAAUACACAUCAGUAAAAUAAUGGUGAAGAAAUUUUGACCGUGCUGUACGUAACUUUCAGAUGCUUUGUUUGACUAUACAGUUUAUGACUUAACAUUUUAUGCCUCGGCUACCAAAGAUAUCCCAUUCUUAGAAAUAUCUCAUGUACUGAAUAUGGAAGCAAAGACAAAAAAUUCUCCAAAGAGCCCCACCCCCUCUACGCGCUACCUUAGGCACCUAGAACUGCCAGACAGUUAGCCAAUGAGAAAGCGGACCCUACUUGAUUGACAAGAUCUGCAACCUUAUUUAAAAUAGGUGUACACCCAUGCUUGUGGCAGUCGUUUUGGUUUUUAUGUCAUACUUCGCGUUUUACACGAGGCAACUCCUCCUGUCGAAAUUUGCAUUUCGAAUUGCAAAGAGAUAAAGCGUUUAACACUAUCCUUUUUGCAGCUUGUAAUGCAUUUUUUGUUGUGGUGCAAGUUGCAAGAAAUGUUGAAAAUGUUUCUGCAACCUAUAAAUUUGUUUGCGUUUGUCAUAAUUGCAUUGCUAGUUGCAGGAAAUAUAGCCACGUGUAAAAUGAACUUUAAAGAUGCCCUUAUUGUUAUCACCGUCGUCACAAUGUCGUUAUGUCCAUACCGUUAUGUCGGGCUUAUGUCUUUAUGUCGAACUUUCACACUUGAACGUGCGCGCGCCUAUGUCGUUAUGUCAUUAGUGUACACCAGGCAUAACUCACGGGUUCUCAGCCCUUAGCCGUGGUAUGUGACAGAAUAUGGGUUAAAUUUAGAAGGUUUUAAAUAUUAUGCCUUAAUUGCAAAUACAGCGUAUUGUACGUACCACUUUAAGUGGUUUUCAAAAACCCGUGAACUACUAUUUAGUUUAUUUAGUACUAAUUACCGGUAAUGCCUUUUUUUCUCUUUUAUUCUGGCUUGACUAUUACACAUUAACAAUUACAUUUUGUUGCACGCGAUUUUGAAAACCACUUUAAGUAAAAGGUAACGCACGGGUUUUACUUCAAGUGUGAACGCAGCUUAAGAUGAUCCUAACUGCUCCAGUAUGUACGUCGUGGUGACCUGGACUCAACAGACCGGAUACCAUGAAGUGCCUAUAUAUAUAUCAACAGAUACUAUCCUAGCAAUAUUGUCUUUUCCGGUGCGUACUUCGUGAUGUUUUGCAAAUAGUGGGCUGAGACCAAUCUCAGUAGCCUGAGAACUAGACUGCCAGUGGGGUCUCCCAACCGAGCACUCUUUGUUGACAACUAUCGUGCUAUAACUUGCCCUUUAACACCCCCAAAAAACUGGACACCAUAAUGUACUUAUUUGUGUUAGAAAAUUUCAUAGGAGAGAGACUUAGACCUGUGCCCAGUUCUCGUCUCCUUAAACUUAGUCCCGCAGAGGUUUACGGAAAGGACGGGGAUUUGUUAGAGUUAUGAUAGACAAUAAUGCGUUGUGCUAUCGGGGGUCUGGUCAAAGGGCUAUGAUGUUAUCAAAUCACCAGCUGGACGAUCCCGUGGGGUUCCACUAGAGAGUUAAUUGCUUCUGUAUUGCUUCACUGCUCGUAUGCCAGGAGCAGAGAAGCUUGGGAUCUCAGGCACACAGCGAAACUCUGAUCCCGUACAAACAGCGCCGGCAUCGCUUGCCAGCCUAGCCGAACACAAGACGACAUACUGCGAUUUCAAUAUUCUGCGAACCCUCGUAAAUUAUUCCCAACUUCUAACCACUCUUUGGCUUCCGUCAUUCAAAGUGACACAAUAGGUGACUCACACUAAAAAAAAUAUGACUUUUUUAUUGGCAAAUUCACGCUAAAAUGGCUGCGCAAAUUAACGCCAGAGAUCAACCAAACAUUGGAUCUUUAAGUGAAAGAAAGUCCUUUAUGAAUAGAAAUUUUCUUGCUUGUAUUUGCGCUGCACGACUACUAUUACGAUUAGUGCUUUAUGAUAGGUCGUCUUAGCAGAUGGCAGAGACAUGUUGGCCAAUAAAAACGCCUAAAUUAUUUUGAUGUCGGAAGCCGCGAGAGUACGCAGAAUGUUGGAAACCGCAACCGCGUGUUUUCCCAGCAAUGUGUGCGUUGCCAGUACUGUUGUUAAUGUUGUCAGCAAUGCUGGGCGUAUUGUCAGCAAUGUUGGGUAUGUUGUCAGCAAUGCUGAGUGUUUUGCCAACAAUUCUUGUUGUGUUGUCAGCAUGUUUAUGUUGUCAGCAAUGUUGAGUGUGUUGUCAGCGAUGUUGAAUAUGUUGCUAGCAAUAUUGGGCAUGUUGCCAGCAAUGUUGAGUGUGUUGUCAGCAAUGUUGAGUAUGUUGCUAGCAAUGUUGGGCAUGUUGCCAGCAAUGCUGAGUGUGUUGCCAGCAAUUCUGGGUGUAUUGUCAGCAAUGCUGUAGCUGUUUUCUGGACAGAUGAAAUUAUGGAUAAAUAUAGGUAGAGCACUCCGUUUAAUGGGGUGAUUGUAUAAUAUUGAUUCGUCGCUACGCGAAAUGUGGCACUUAGAAAUAUACAAAUAGUUAAUCUUU